Molecule: messenger RNA, 2855 nt
Organism: Salvelinus fontinalis (brook trout)
Lineage: Eukaryota; Metazoa; Chordata; Actinopteri; Salmoniformes; Salmonidae
Product: sodium-coupled neutral amino acid transporter 7-like
Exons: 13
Coding region: 413-1801 (462 amino acids)
Biological process (GO): amino acid transmembrane transport
Molecular function (GO): L-serine transmembrane transporter activity; L-asparagine transmembrane transporter activity; L-histidine transmembrane transporter activity
Source: RefSeq, a predicted model, not a curated record
UAAAGACGUAAUUGUACAUCGUCACCUGAUCUUGUUCAGCAGGAAUUUCAUUGCACGUGCGAUUGUUGCAGAAAAACACACGCAUCGGAGAGACAACAGAGAGGCCCCUUAACAUCUCUGCCUAGCAACUUGUGAACACAAACAAAAUGACAAAAUAAUUGAGAUUGACGAAAGGGUUGACUGCUGGGUGACACUACAUCCACUUUGAGGAUAAACUGACAAGCAGUCAUCUGUGUCCUGAAUGUCACAAGAGCCACAACAAACUUUCAACCUUCAGACUUACCCCUCAACCCAAACUCUGAAUACCCUCAACUCAGCUCUUUAGUGUUGAAGUCUGUGGCGAACAGAGUAGAGUGAAUUUGGGGGUAUUUUAGGUAGUGUUUUUGGGACUGUGCCAGCCCGGUGGUGUCCCAUGGCGAUUAACAGUGAGGCGGGUGACUGGGCCGAGGCUGGGAGUGAAGAUGCUGGUGAGAGGGUGUGGCUACUGCAGAGCCCCAGUGUGGAGUCUGUUCGCCCCCCUUUGUCAGACAGGGAGAGGAAGGGAGGGGUGUCUGCCACAGCCGCUGUCUUCAUUGUGGUGAACGCUGCGCUGGGGGCAGGACUACUCAACUUCCCCGCCGCCUUCAACAUGGCCGGAGGCGUGAUUGCAGGGGUGGUGCUACAGAUGUCCAUGCUGAGUUUCAUCAUCAGCGGUCUGGUGAUCCUGGCAUACUGCUCCCAGGUCAGUAAUGAGAGCACCUACCAGGAGGUGGUGCGGGCCUCGUGUGGGAAGGUCACCGGGGUAAUCUGUGAGGUGGCCAUUGCCGUCUACACCUUCGGCACCUGCAUCGCCUUCUUUAUCGUCAUUGGAGACCAGCUGGACCGCUUGAUAGCUGCAAUAGCUCAUUUGCCAGACGGUGUGGUCGGUGGUCACUGGUACAUUGACCGUAAGUUCACCAUUUGUGUGACCGCCGUCCUGUUCAUUCUGCCUCUCUCCAUCCCCAAAGAGAUUGGCUUCCAGAAAUACGCCAGUGCGCUGAGUGUUGUUGGCACCUGGUAUGUCACCAUUGUGGUAAUACUGAAAUACAUCUGGCCUGAUAAAGAGAUGACCCCUGGCUACAUUCCAACCAGCCCGUCCUCCUGGAGUGCAGUGUUGAACGCCUUGCCCACCAUAUGCUUUAGCUUCCAGUGUCAUGUGAGCAGUGUGCCAGUGUUUAACAGCAUGAGAAGGAGUGAACUCAAGCCCUGGGGAGGUGUGGUCACCGUCGGCAUGAUCAUCUGCCUCUUUGUCUACACUGGCACAGGUGUCUGUGGCUUUUUGUCAUUUGGGUCUAACGUCAGUCAGGAUGUGCUGAUGUCAUAUCCUCCUAAUGACAUCGCUGUGGCGAUCGCAAGGGCCUUCGUCGUCAUCUGUGUUAUCACCUCCUAUCCCAUUCUACACUUCUGUGGCCGGGCGGUGCUGGAGGGGCUAUGGCUCCGUUUCCACGGCGAGCAGGUGGAAUUGUGUGUGAGGCGUGAGCGGAGACGCAGAGUGUUGCAGACGCUUGUGUGGUUCACGAUCACACUCGUCCUCGCACUCUUCAUCCCCGACAUUGGCCGAGUCAUCUCCCUCAUCGGAGGACUGGCAGCCUGCUUCAUCUUUGUCUUCCCAGGUCUGUGUCUGAUUCAAGCAAAACUCUCAGAAACAGAGGUCCGAUCUGCUAGCUGGCAUGGGAUGGUGGUCUACGGUGUCCUCAUGGUAACCAUCGGCACUUUCAUCUUUGGCCAGACCACCACCAAUGCCAUCUAUCAAGACGCCAUCCGCUAUCCGGACAGCCAAUAGAAUUCUGACCAGGAAGACUCUUUGCUGGAUGAGGAGGAGGAGGAUGCAGGUCUAUGCUGCUAUUCUGAACUUUAUUGACUUGUAUCAGGAUGUGGAGGAUCCAACACAUACAUGCAAACACACUCCCUCUUGUGACAUCUCCUGCAUGCCGCACGUCUCGUUGUCUCCCUGAUGAUGAAACCGCUCCAUAGCAACGACUCGUGUCACCUAUGGAGCGAUGCUCUAGGAUUGGAUGAGAGUCCUGAGAGCAACCUCUGACAAGGGACCUAUCUUUUUAAAAAGAUUAUGCAAAUGUUAUGUUUUUGAUUUUAAUUUAUUUUCGCCCCGUUGUGGGCUGCAGUACCAAAUCCGUCUUGACAUUCUCAGCCGCUCCCUAUGUCUUUCCCUGCUGGCCCAGCAUGCACCACUGCACUACAGGUGGCAUCCCAUCCCUCAAGAAACUGGGCAGUGGGAGAGGGUACCUAUCUCUAAUUGGUGUUGUUACUGAUGAGUAAUGAACAUACUGUUUUAAGAAUGUAGCCAAACAUUUCCAUCCAUUUUCAUAGUAAUUUUACAAUUCCAAUGAUCAAGUGGUUUGAAGACGUAUCCUGCAACUGCAGUUCUGAAAUCUGUGUAACGUGGCAAGUGUAUUAAGCGAUUUUGAAUGCCUUUGAGAUUUCAGAAGUCUGGGGUCUCAGGCUGAUUCCUGUGGUUAAAUUAUUGUAUUUGGCCUAGCUUUAAACAGACAGAUAUUUUAAAUGUGCUUUACUGAUAGAGAGAUUAGCUGUAGACUACAGACACAGAGCUAAGGGACAAAAAUCUAUCAUGUUCAAAGGGAUUGUUCCUCAGGGCAGCAAUUACUGUUUUACAAUGACUUGAAUGAGAUUGGAAAUGCUUGAAAUUCAAUUACUUUUUAUUGUUUUAUAACUUAACCAUAAUUGGAGCCAAGGGAAAUAGUUUUUUUCUGAACUGAACCAAUUUAGUAAUCUGGUUGAACAAUAAGCAGUCUUAUAUUGUCAUGUAUUCUCCUGUUAUCAAUCUACAAUUUAAUAAACAUGACGGUUUUGUAAUUGAA